This is a messenger RNA of Cladophialophora psammophila CBS 110553, 1536 nucleotides long. RefSeq lists its product as uncharacterized. Gene Ontology annotation, biological process: carbohydrate transport; transmembrane transport. Bases 1 to 1536 code for a protein of 511 amino acids. Lineage: Eukaryota; Fungi; Ascomycota; Eurotiomycetes; Chaetothyriales; Herpotrichiellaceae. Gene Ontology annotation, molecular function: carbohydrate:proton symporter activity. Gene Ontology annotation, cellular component: membrane. The transcript is spliced from 8 exons. The record is from RefSeq and is a predicted model, not a curated record.
AUGGCGGGACGAAAAGUCAACCCGUACAACUUCCUUGUUGUUCUGACCGUGGCCCUUGGCUCUUUCACGUAUGGAUUCACUGUGAACGUCACGGGUCCCGUGCUGGGCAUGCCCUCCUUCUAUCACUACUUCAAUCUUGACAUUACGUCCACUACCGGUGUCAUCGGCGCUAUCCCUGGCUGUUACUUUGGCGGAGGUAUUGUGGGCGCAGUCCUCGGUGCGUGGGCUUGUGAGAGGUUCGGACGACGCCGUGCCUUGUUCGCGACAUCGGUCAUCGGCGUCCUCGGUGGCGUUCUCUUAGGAUCUGCCGUCCAUGUCUCAAUGAUUCUCAUCGGCCGAGCACUGUCUGGAAUUUGUUCUGGCGGCUUCCAAACCAUUGUCCCGAUAUACCAGAGCGAGAUCAGCCCGGCUCACAGACGUGGCCACAUGGUCGGACAACAUGGAUUCUUGCUUGUCGUUGGAGCGUCGGUCGCAACAUGGGGAGGUCUGGGAUGCUCCUUUGCCAGCAACCCCCAAGUCCAAUGGCGUCUUGCCCUUGCAUUGAGUGGCCUCUCGCCACUCAUACUCGCUCCCGCCAUCUUCUGGCUCCCGGAAUCGCCACGUUGGCUGAUUACUCGAGAGUACUAUGAGCCAGCCCUGCGAGUCUUAGAAAAAUUCCACAAAGUGCCUGGGGACGAAAGCAACACGCUUGCUCGGGAGGAAUAUCUUCAAAUCCGCCAGCAGAUUGAGCUCGAAGCCCGCAAUCGGACCACCAUUCUCGCCUCGAUCCGCCAGCCUCCCAUGCGAAAGCGCAUGAUCAUUGGUUUCCUUACCCAAUUCCUUCUUCAGUGCUCUGGUGUCCUUGUCACAGUCACUUACCAGGUAAUCCUUUACAACAACCUCGGAAUCACCGGAUGGCUCGCGAUCUGCCUCCUCGCUGUCUACAACACAUGGUCAGCUGUGGGCAACUUUACUAACGCCUUGAUGCUGGAUCACUUUGGCCGGAAGCGCCUGCUCCUCGUCGGUCUGACUGGCUCGGUCUUUGCUUUGACACUGUACACAAUCAUGGUCGCCCGUUACGCCGGCACCUCUAACCGGGUCGGGUGCGGCUUCGGCGUCUUCUUCGUCUACCUAUACACGACGUUCUAUGGCUUCUGCUUGGACUCGACUAGCUAUGUCUACUGUUCCGAGAUCUUCCCGGCAUACAUGCGCACCACCGGGAUGGCAGUAUCUAUCAUCGGUUACUUUGCUCCAGCUCUGCUCUUCGGCCAACUCGCACCAACCGCAUUCGCCACUAUCGGCUGGAAAUACUACCUUAUCUUCAUCCUCGUGCCCGCCUGCGGACUGCCAGUCAUCUGGCUCUAUUUCCCCGAGACCAAGCAGCUGUCUCUCGAGGAGAUCGCGGCGCUGUUCGGUGAAGAGGUCGCCCUCGACAUCACACACAUGUCCGAGGAUCAGAAGCGCGACCUCGACGAACAAGUGACCAAGGUCGACACAAAUACCUUUGCGAUGGGAGGCGAGAAGGCAAUGGCGGCCGCCGUUGAGACCGUACGCUGA